Molecule: messenger RNA, 333 nt
Organism: Musa acuminata subsp. malaccensis (wild Malaysian banana)
Lineage: Eukaryota; Viridiplantae; Streptophyta; Magnoliopsida; Zingiberales; Musaceae
Source: RefSeq, a predicted model, not a curated record
AUGGAGAAUGGUAUAGGUGUUGUGAAGCUAAUGGGUUGCUACGGUGGGUUCAUCGCAGUGUAUGCUACUGUUGCUAGCAGGGAUGUGGACUGCUGCUUAAUACCAGAAUCGCCAUUUUAUUUGGAAGGCAAAGGUGGACUUUUUGAAUGUAUAGAAAAGCGGCUUAAAGAGAAUGGGCACAUGGUUAUCGUGGUUGCUGAGGGUGCAGGGCAAGAACUUUUGGCUGAUAGCAUCCGAUCCAUGGGUCAUGAAGAUGCUUCUGGAAACAAGCUGCUUCUUGAUGUAGGAUUAUGGUUAUCAUCUCAGAAGAUAAAGGUGAGAUCCACAAGAUAG